Molecule: messenger RNA, 4150 nt
Organism: Coregonus sp. 'balchen'
Lineage: Eukaryota; Metazoa; Chordata; Actinopteri; Salmoniformes; Salmonidae
Source: the annotation of a GenBank genome assembly
CCACAAAGCCCUGGUCUGUGAUCUAGCCACAGUAGACCAGUAGCCAAUGCUCUAUGUAGAAAACAGCCAUCCGACAUGGGUUGUGGUCGGAAGAGUGCAAGUGUUCAACGUACUGAACGUUGCAGAUAGAAAUGCAAUGAAUAGAGUUAACAGUCAAUGUUGUACCCUACUGAAUGCUACAGUGGCCUGUGGGGUUCAACUUGCCAGGUAAAAAAAAAUAUGUUAAAGUUAAUUCAUUGCACACUGUCUAAUCACUGGGAGUUAGCUGGCAGAAUGAUAGGUCAAAGAUACCGCUGGUGCACUGAACAAGACCUGUAAUGAUAAAUAGUAGUGUUACAAGUGCCACAUUGUAUAAAAGUUGAUAAAUGACUGGGUAAAUAACAUUUGAAAUGCAUGACAUUGGUUUCUUAAUAAGAAUAAGCUGACAGUUAAAGUUAUGUUUAAAUUACAGGUACAUCUCACUGAUUUAACAUGGAAAACGUGUUUUAUAAGCUUUUUUACCCUCUUUGUAAUGUGAACUAGAUUCAGUUGUGAUGUACCUGAAUAUUGUUUUCUUCGCAAGUGUGUUAAAUCUUUACAUUAAAUGUGUGCUGCUAAUUUGGCAUGCAAGUCUUAUAUGUUGUUUAGUUGUCAACUCAUUUGCCUUAAUAGCAGCAAACAAGUGAUGUGGACAAUAUCAUCAUCAUGAACCAUGGGAUCACAGUUUUGGGACUGCAGAUUUUACCUCCCUCUAGGAAUUGCUAAACUACAGCUCGCCCCAUGGUUCAACUGUGCAACUGCACUCUGCCUGUACACAACACACCCACAUUUUGCACACUGCUUUCAUAACCUUUGACCAAGGGAAAGAGUUUGUCUGCCAUGAAGAGGGUGCUUGUGACCAUCUGCAUUGCUGCUUUGGCAGCUCUUUUUGGGCAAAGACUUCUUAAAUUGAGGUAGGCUGCAUAGUUGCUUAACAUGUUAACAUUAUAGGGCAUGUGUAUCUUCUUUGGAAUGUCUUCUUCGGAAUCAUGCUACACAUUGUUACAUUUCCCUGAUCAGAGUUUAGAAUAUUGACCUGAUUGAAGCUAUCAACAGAGGCCUCAGACAUUAAAAGUGAGAUUUGAAAAACAGGCUUUUAGCGACUUUGAAGUUAACUGCUUUAGGUGAAUUGAGCAGUUGUGUGAGAGUGUCAAACACUUAAUUAAGAGUGAUCUGUGUUGCUUUUGCUUUCACUUCAAAGUAAUAUUUACCGGCUUCAAUUUGCAGUGAAAUAGCCCUUGCCAACAGAGAAGUGCCUGUUAAACGCCUCCCCAACUGUCACCUGUUAAAGAAUAUAGGUAUGUCUGAACCAGUCCAUUAAAUUGUAAUAAUACAUUGACAUUAUAACAGUUAAUUCUUUAAUUAAUACAUAUAGUAUAGUUCUUCUGUGUUGCACAGUGGUCUAAGGUAGCUGUGCCACUAGUUCGAAUCCAGGCUCUAUCGUAGCCGGCCGCGACGGGGAGACCCAUGCGGCGGCGCACAAUUGGCCCAGCGUCGUCCAGGGUAGGGGAGGGAUUUAGCUCAGUUGGUAGAGCAUGGCGUUUGCAACGCCAGGGUUGUGGGUUCGAUUCCCACGGGGGUCCAGUAUGAAAAAAUAAAAAAAUAAUGUAUGCACUCACUAACUGUAAGUCGCUCUGGAUAAGAGCGUCUGCUAAAUGACUAAAAUGUAAAUGUAGAUAGAUACCAAUGUAAUGUUGAAGUAGCCUGUUAUACUUAAAAUAAUAAGUAAUCUCAGUCUAUGUGAUGAGAUCAGGCUGUAUAUCCGCUACUUGGUCAAAUGUCAGGGUUGAAGUCCAUUAGACUAAUAGGCCAAGUAUCAACGUGUCACAGCAUGCUUUGUUUGGUGUCAUGAUGAUGUUAUAUUCAAUGAAGACCUGUGGCCUAUGGGAUUUUUAAAAAACACAUUGAUAUAGGCUAUUGCUAAUGGUAUGUGGACAAUCCUAUUUGUACAGACUAUGGAGCAGAGGACUUCACCAUACUUAGAGAUGGACUGGCCAUCAUAAGCACCGUAAGUAAUAUCCAUUAUCAUGAUGAGACUUAUUUGACUAAAUCAGUGCGAUCCUUCAUGGCAAGCGUAUUCUGGUAAUGCACAUUGAAUAAUGAAAACAUAGUCCUCAAUCCAUAAUAUUACAUUUUUAACAUACCUCCCUCACACCUAGGAUAAAAUUAACUAUUUUUACAGAAUAAAACGGCUGUUUUUAACAAUACAAUAAAUACACCCUGAGUGUUUCCUAAAUGGCACCCUAUUCCCUUCAUAGUGCACUACUCUGGUCAAAAGUAGUUCACUAUAUAGGGAAUAGGGUGCCAUUUAGGACUUAGCCCUGUCACUCAUGUCAAAUCAUUACCGCCCACACAGGGCUUGAAGUAUCCUGGACUGCCCUCCUUCUCUGAUGACCCAGGGAAGAUCUAUACCCUGGACCUGCUGGACCCCAGACUGACCCCUGUGGAGCUGACAAUCAAAGGAGACCUGGACCGGGACUCUUUCAACCCCCAUGGAAUCAGUAUCUACAUUGACGAGACAGGUAAAGUAUGGGAGAUUUAGCUCUCACACAUGAAAUGAGUUUGUUUCAAAAACGUGGCACAGGGUGUAGUACAGUACAGUAUAUAGCAAAACAUGUGCCAGCAAUUAUUCUAGGUACUCAAGUCAGAAGUCGCAGCAAAUCCCUCCAUUCCAGACCAGAUUAUCCCAAAUUAGGAACACCCCAUCAGAACACUGCCUAAGGAAUUAUGAACAAUACUGUGUGAGUGUGUCCCUUCCCUGUCAAGCAAUAGAGAGCCUUAGACACGACAGGGGAGAGUAGAGAGCAUAUUUCUCACUGCUGGACUCCCAUCUCCUUCCAGAUAAAACCAUCCAUCUGUUUGUUGUCAAUCACCCUCAACAUUACACGAGCCAGGUAGAGAUCUUUCUAUUUGUCGAAGAGGACAACACCAUUGUGCACCUGAAAACUAUAAAGCAUGAUCUCCUUCAUAGGUAGGUGUGAGAUUUUUACAUUUACAUGAUGUGGAUUAACCACAUUGGCGAUGUACUGUACAGUAUGACCAGUGAGAGUUCCACAGUGGUUUGUUUCUGCUUGGCUAACUCUGUAUGUUUUUGCCUUUCCUUUCUCAGUGUGAAUGACAUUGUGGCUGUGGGAGUGGAGAGCUUCUAUGCCACCAACGAUCACUCCUAUCCCAGUGAAGUGCUCCACAUGCUGGCUGUCUUCCUGGGUCUACCCUGGGCCGAUGUAGUUUACUACAGCCCUGAAGGAGUGAAGGCAGUGGGCGAUGGCUUCCUAUCUGCAAACGGCAUCAACAUGUCGCCCGACAAAAGGUUCCUUCUUUGUUUCCACAAUGGAAAAUGUAACCGUUUAAAAUGUACAAAUCUGUUGUCCUCUUUGGAAGUGUGUUAUGCAGUAAAACAAUACAUGUGGGUUUUUUUCAGGUAUUUAUACGUGUCCGCUAUUAUGGACCAUGAGAUUGCUGUUUUUGAGAUAACCAAAAGCAAAGACUUGGUACAUGUCAAGGUGAAACUUUUUCAAUACAUAAAAUAUGAAUGCAUAAUUCUUUACAGGCACAAUAUUAUAUUUUGUAUUGUUUAUAGAGAUAGUCCAACCACUGUAUUACAAUCAGUUAUCACAUUCCUAAUGAAAUCUGUCUCCAACCAGUCUGUAGCCGUUGGGUCUCUUUGUGACAACAUCGAGGUGGACCAUGUGACAGGUGACAUAUGGCUGGGUUGUCACCCUAAUGGAGCAAAGUUAACAGCAUGUGACCCUAAGGAUCCACCUGGAUCGGAGGUUAGUACGUCAUUUUCCAUGUCUAGUUCUACUAUUUUAUAGGUGUAAAUUCACUCUGAUCUCACUCAGUCCCAAAUGGCAACCUAUUCCCUAUAUAUAGUACACUGCCUAUGGGCCUUGGGCAUUUGGGACACAGACCAUGUAUCAUUACGAAAAGCUUUAAUUGGUAUUCUUUAUCAUAUUAUUUUUUUAUAUAGGUCAUUAGGAUUCAGGACAUCCACUCUGAGAAGCCAGUGGUGACCCAGGUGUAUGCUGAUGACGGGAGUGUGCUCAUAGGAUCCUCUGUAGCAGCUCCCUAUGAAGGAAAGCUUCUCAUAGGAACAGUCUACCACAAAGCCCUGGUCUGUGAUCUGAAGUAG